Molecule: messenger RNA, 444 nt
Organism: Gongylonema pulchrum
Lineage: Eukaryota; Metazoa; Nematoda; Chromadorea; Rhabditida; Gongylonematidae
Source: the annotation of a GenBank genome assembly
AUGUUUGAGGCGAUGUGUACGCUGAGGAUCGACACAAGCAUCACAACCAAAGAUACUGGCAAUAAACGAGUGGCCGAGAAAGAGAACGAUGCGAUGCUGGAGGGUCUGCCUCCACUGUGGAACGAUAAUUCGCCACCAUCGGAUUCACGAGAUGCGGCAACACGUGCAGAUGGCAAGGACAAAUGGCCAGAAGCACCAUCAUCGUCCUCUUCCGAUGAUAAUUGGGCUGAUUUUACGGCGAUGAAACCGGAUGAUUGGCCACCGCCGCAAUCACAAUCGGAAGAUGCCUGGCAGGUGGAUGAUGGCGAAAACACAGUGCUUAGCCCCACGGCAGCAGCAGUAACUGGUGGAAUUGUGUCAGUUAUUAUGGCCGGAGCAACAUCUAACAAGUUCGAAGGGCCUGGUACAGUUACGCGUGAUUCAAUUCAACUUAACCGUGAUUAA